AUGUCCGUGCCAACAACUGAUAGUACUGAAGCUAUAACUAAUUCCGGUUAUGGUAGUAGUGAUGAAACAGCAAGCCUUUUAGUUUCUGGGCCAUCAGUUACAGUAAUAGUUCCCACAGAAAAUAGAACAGUUAAACCAGUUUUACAAAGACAAGAUUGUACUACUCAUUUAAGACCGCAAUUAUCGGGUGGUCCGGGGAGUGAAGAAAGUGCUGCUUCAAUAAGAAUUGAAGAAGGAACAACUAGAAGUGUACCGGACAUAGAAUUACAAUGCCGUGAGCCUCCCGACCGACCGCAGACACUUGUGUCACCUUUUACAACUUGCUCACAUAGAGGAUCAGUGCCCGCGUGUCAAUUAGUUCCACAUUCGUAUAGUAGAUGUCGUGUUUGUGAAAGAAGACAGUCAACGGCCCCAAUGUCCGCCUUACAGCUAGCGCGAUCUGUGUCAAGGGAGAGUGUUCGUUCGGCGGUUCACUACCCGUGUGGAUGUAGUUCGCUCCAUGCUGUAAGCACAUGUCCUGUCAUUCAACCACCGGCCUUAUUGUUACCUGCAACAAGUACAAGAAUUAUUCGACAGAGUUCGCAACCUGAGUCUAGCGCAUGCGCGACGCACUGUGUUCAUCAUUCACACCAACACCCUAGCGCCUCACUGCGACAGUUGAGGGAACCUGGUGAUGGAAUCGCAGGAAUAGCAGCGGAUUCGUUACGAAUUAACGGUGGAAUGCGACCCUUCAAGCAGGGACUGCUCCUCUGCCCACAAACCCUGUCGCAGACCCGCCGGGCUCGACUAAGACGCGCGUUCACUGAAGCCACAGGAGACACGGUCAACUACGUUAGAACGGCCUGCACGGGAGCUCGGAACCACGUGCCACAGCUGCGGAAGCCAGUGUCGACGCUUUCGAUCCCCGGCGCUAUGAAGGCGUACUCCAGUGGGAGAGACGCGGCCGCCGAGGAAGCGGGCGUUGCGUUAGUUGGCGUACACAGCGAAUACCCGCGUUACGGCGAAGAGAGGGCUCUAGGCGGUGGGACCUACAAGGGAGGGGGGGCCGCUAAACACAAGCCUAAUAUAGGAUAUAGAUUAGGUAGAAGAAAGGCUUUAUUUGAAAAAAGAAAAAGGAUAAGCGAUUACGCUUUAGUAAUGGGAAUGUUUGGUAUUAUAAUAAUGGUUAUAGAAAACGAACUUUCUAGUGCUGGGGUCUACACAAAGGCAUCAAUAUAUUCGCAAGCGUUGAAGACGCUUAUAUCAAUGUCGACUGUGAUCUUACUCGGCCUAAUCGUGGCUUAUCACGCUUUAGAAGUACAGUUAUUUAUGAUAGACAACUGCGCUGAUGACUGGCGUAUUGCGAUGACGUGGCAGCGGAUAGCCCAGAUAGCUCUUGAGCUGGCCAUAUGCGCCGUCCACCCAAUUCCGGGACAAUACACAUUCACUUGGACAACUAAAUUAGCGAACAAAGGCGGUGUCAUAGGUGUUGAAGUUGAAACAGUAUAUAAACAAAUUCAGGUUCCAUAUGAUGUAACGCUGUCUCUCCCGAUGUUCUUUCGCCUAUAUUUGAUAUGUAGGGUUAUGCUUCUUCACAGUAAAUUAUUCACUGAUGCCUCUUCCAGAAGUAUAGGGGCUUUGAAUAGAAUAAAUUUUAAUACCAGAUUUGUAUUAAAAACACUUAUGACUAUAUGUCCUGGGACUGUUUUACUUGUGUUUAUGGUCUCACUCUGGAUAAUUGCUAGCUGGACUUUAAGGCAGUGCGAAAGGUUUCACGAUGAAGAACAUGCUAACCUACUCAAUGCGAUGUGGCUUAUUGCCAUUACAUUUCUCUCCGUCGGUUUUGGUGACAUUGUGCCGAACACAUAUUGUGGCAGAGGUAUCGCCGUUAGCACCGGCAUUAUGGGGGCGGGAUGUACAGCAUUAUUAGUGACAGUUGCGUCGAGAAAAUUAGAAUUAACUAGAGCGGAGAAGCAUGUACAUAACUUCAUGAUGGAGACUCAGCUCACUAAAAAGCUGAAAAAUGCCGCAGCUAACGUAUUAAGAGAAACAUGGUUAAUAUACAAACAUACACGUCUCGUCAAGAGGGUUCAUCCGGGGCGCGUAAGAACUCACCAAAGAAAGUUUUUACUAGCUAUUUAUGCAUUACGGAAAGUUAAGAUGGAUCAAAGAAAGCUGAUGGAUAAUGCCAACACUAUAACUGACAUGGCAAAGGACCCCUUUCUUUUACAGACCCAGAACAUGGUUCAUGAGAUAGUGUCAGACAUGAGUACGAGGCAGGACACGAUUGAAGAAAGACUUACUAGUUUAGAAGAGAAACUAACUACUUUACAGGAGCAAGUCAAUAAUCUGCCAGAUGUUAUGGCCAGGUGCUUACAACAAUGUUGGGAGCGAGCAGAACAAAGAAGGAACUUUCUACAUCCUGACACAGCAGCUGUGCCUACUCCACCCGCAUCAUCUAUUUCUCCAUAUUCUAGGACAUUAGCAACAUCAACCCAUCCUUGGCCGCCUAGUCCAGUACUGCCAAACGCGAGAACGCAUUUACCUUCUGAAGGCGGGUCUAUUCCAGUUGCACCUCAAACCUCGAGCCCCGCGCCUCACUCGCGGCCUCCGCUACCCAGCUGA
This is a messenger RNA of Danaus chrysippus (African queen), 2604 nucleotides long. The record is from the annotation of a GenBank genome assembly. Lineage: Eukaryota; Metazoa; Arthropoda; Insecta; Lepidoptera; Nymphalidae.